Racocetra persica is the source of this 238-nucleotide messenger RNA. The record is from the annotation of a GenBank genome assembly. NCBI's taxonomy places the organism in Eukaryota, Fungi, Glomeromycota, Glomeromycetes, Diversisporales, Gigasporaceae.
GGUCAGCAACGAAAAGAUGAGGUUAGAGCAGGCUGUCAUCAAUUUAUGAACGACCCGAAAUCUCACAAAGAAAAAUUAGCCCGUGAACAUCGAAAUAGCGAUUUUCUUGAUAGGAUCGAAUUUAGCGAAUUCUAUGGUCGUCUAAAAGCAAUAAAAGAAUACCAUCGUCGUAAUGAAACAGUUGAACCUUUAGAGCUAGAAUUUAUCAAUCAAACAAAAUCAAAUGGAGAAAAAGACG